Molecule: messenger RNA, 1818 nt
Organism: Ectocarpus siliculosus
Lineage: Eukaryota; Phaeophyceae; Ectocarpales; Ectocarpaceae
Source: the annotation of a GenBank genome assembly
AUGGCACCUCCCCAAGUGACAGAGGAAGUCAGGCAUAGCGCCUCGCCCGACAUCGAGAGCCUGGUGUACGAUGCCGAUCAUGAGUCGCGCAUGCCGGCGCUGAAGGAGCUUCUCAACGAGAUCCUUCCCCUCCGGAGCUGGAAGGAGAUCGAGAAGCGUUUCAUCAUUUUCCGGCGUAAGGAAAAGUUUGUGCCCAAGAAGAACGUUGUGUACCACCUCUACAUGGCCCAGGAGGUCCGGAACGACGCCCUCGAGAAGGCCCUCGUGAGCAAGCACGUGCGCAGCCUUAGCGGCGUCCUCAUCGUGACCGUGCUCACCUCCCCCUACCCGGAGUACGACGUUCCGGGUGCUGGGGGAAGGCCGGCCAAGCGCAAGGUGCAGCGGUUCUCGUGCAAGCACAACUGCUACUACUGCCCCAACGAGCCCGCCCACGAGGGAAACAACUUCGUCCCACAGCCUAGGAGCUACCUGCACGACGAGCCCGGCGUUCGCAGGGCUAACCGCUGCGGCUUUGACGCCGUUCUGCAGUUUCGCGACCGUGUUUCAUCCUACAUCGCGAACGGUCACCCCAUCGACAAGAUCGAGAUCCUGGUGCUGGGCGGGACGUGGUCUGAAUACCCCGAAUCCUACCAGCGCGAGUUUUGCCGAGAUCUGUUCUACGCGGCGAACACGACCUUCAACGAGCGCCCGGAGAGGCUAACGCUUGAGGAGGAGAUCAAACUCAACGAGGAUGCCUCGACACGCGUCAUCGGCCUUACGUUGGAGACCCGGCCGGACGUGAUUGACCUGGACGAGAUAGCCCGACUAAGGAGCUACGGUUGCACGCGGCUGCAGAUCGGGGUGCAGCACACGGACAACGCGAUCUUGAAGAAGAUCAACCGCGGCCACGACGUGGAAGCCACCAUGAGGUGUCUACGGUUACUCAAGGACAACUGCUUCAAGGUGGACAUUCACCUCAUGCCAAACCUUCCGGGGUCUACGGUCGAGGGAGACGUGGAGAUGUUCGACAAGGUGCUCGGGGACCCCGAUUUGCAGGCGGACCAGUGGAAGAUCUACCCGUGCAGCAUCGUGCCGUGGACGGUGAUCGACAAGUGGCAUCGCGAGGGCAGCUACAACCCUUACCCGGAGGACCAGCUGUUCGAGCUAAUCCUUUCCGUGAAGGUCAGGGUGCACCCGUGGAUCCGGCUCAACCGGGUUAUCCGGGACAUCCCGAACCAGUACAUCACGGGGGGCUGCUCGGUGACCAACAUGCGCCAGAUUCUCCUCCAGACCCUGUCGAAGCGAGGGCUCAGGUGCCGGUGUAUGCGGUGCCGCGAGGUGAAGGGCCAGGAGUUCAAGGACGCCGCGCUCGUAGUCAGAAAGUACAAGGCGUCAGGGGGUACCGAGUACUUCAUCAGCUCGGAGUCUCCAGAGGAGACGCUGUACGGGUUCCUGAGGCUACGUAUCCCCAGCGGGACGAGUCCCAUCCUUCCCGACCUGAAGGGCUGUGCCUUGAUCCGGGAGUUGCACGUCUACGGCAAGCUCAAGAAGGUGGGAGAGGGCGGAGAGACACAGCACCAGGGCCUGGGCACGCAGCUCCUGGCUAGGGCCGAGAAGAUCGCUCGACAGCAUGGCUACAUCAAGAUGGCAGUCAUCUCGGGCGUUGGUGUUCGCCGGUACUACGAGCGCUUCGGCUACCGCUCGCUCAAAGACUACCAGGUCAAAGUACUAGUGGACAAGUGGACCAUCGUGGCCGCUGCUUCGGCCUUGACGGUGGCCGGUGCGGCCGUGGCCGCCGUGGCGGUGGUUUUGGCGCGGGGACGGGGGGGGCGACGAUAG